AUGGAACCCAUUCCCGAAGAUUUGCACUCGUCGUACUCUUUGACUGUCUCGCGCGGAAGCGGAAGAGAUGGAGGAUCAUCAGAGCUCCGAGAGACAGGUGGAAAAUAUUUACUCUUACCUCACGACUCAAGUGCAAAACGGGAGCAAUGGGGCAAUCGUUACGAAAGACAGAUAAGCAAUGCUCAAUAUCGCCCGAGCCCAUCUAGGGAUUUCCCGACUCUUCAAGCUGAUGAUAUCCUUCUCGCUUCUGAGCAUGUCCCAUCCCUCGGUUCCCGUCUCCUCUCCUCCGUACACCCGCCCAUCGGACUCAAUAACAAACCCAUCUUCAUAGCAUCCUCUGAAUCCUACCUCCCGCAGCUCGUCGAGCCGCGGCGCACCCUCCCCAGCAAUUUCUCGUCGAGUGAAACGCUCAAUCACUCCUCCAAAACCCCGCCCUCAUCCGCGGACGAGGAUAUCACGUUUCCUGAGGGCGGUGCAGGAUGGCUCGUCGUGUUCGGAGCGUGGUGUGCGCUGUUCUCCUCGCUGGGGAUCAUGAAUACGAUGGGUGCAUUUGAGGAGUACAUCUCGACGCAUCAGUUGGAGGAGUAUGAAGUGUCGACUGUGGGCUGGAUAUUCAGCUUAUACGCUUUUCUCACGUUUGGGGUUGGGCUAUUCGUUGGGCCCAUUUUCGAUAAACAUGGGCCGAGGUGGUUAAUCCUUCCUGGGAGUGUACUGAUUGUAAUGAGUAUGGAUUUGAUUGGGUAUUGUUCAGAGUUCUGGCAUUUCAUCCUUGUCUUCAGCGUCCUGGGGGGAAUCGGCUCCGCACUGCUUUUCUCGCCAUCUAUCACAGUAGUCGGGCACUUCUUCAACAAGAACCGCGGCUUCGCAACCGGGAUUGCAGCAACAGGCGGCGCGUUCGGCGGCAUCGUGUACCCGCUCACCCUGCAGUCUGUUAUGCCUAGGAUAGGCUUUCUCUGGUCUACAAAGAUCAUAGCGUUGAUCUCGCUGGUCCUCUGUUCAUGCGCCAACGUUCUCAUCAAGAGCCGAGUCACAUCUGGUGAAUACUCUAGUGCUCGUCCGGAUAUCAGGAUAUUGAGGCACCCAGCAUUUGCUGUCACCGUGCUCGGAGUGUUUCUACUGGAAUUCGCGUUAUUCGUACCGCUGACCUACAUCAACGCAUACUGCGUGUCCAAGGGCUUCAGCCCGGCCUUCUCGGCUGCGGUGCUGCCGGUUCUGAACGCCGGAUCUGUGUUUGGAAGGCUGUUGCCGGGGUAUUUCGCUGAUAGAUAUGGCAGGUUCAAUAUAGCCAUCAUAGCCAUAAUUCUCACAGUGAUCUCCGUCCUCGCCAUCUGGCUGCCCUUUGGCUCCUCCAAGCCGGGCCUCAUAAUCUUCGCUCUGCUCUUUGGGCUCGGCAGCGGCUCCAACAUCAGUCUCACGCCUACUGCACGCUCUCAAUCGCAUCUUGCAGACGCUCCGCGAUAUCGAAGUACCGCUAGAACAUGUAUCGAAAGAGGUAGUUUCAACCCUCGCCCAGUGUCGGUUGGUCGAUCAGGGCGGACGACAUACAUACAUACAAGCGGCGCGGAAAACGCCCCCUCCUCCUACAAGAUGCGCAUCGGAAUUCGACAGCAGCUGGGAGCGGUGGUUUUGAUGACCGCUCUCGUCCCUCUAGCUGUUCUUGCCGUGGCCACAUGGAUCAAUAACCGGAACUUCGUGGUCAGAAUUACUAGCCAAGAGCUGAGCCUGACUGCUAGUCUGAAGGCCUCCCAAAUUGCUCUGGAUCUCCUUCUCAUUCAAUCGACAUGUAGUACAAUCGCGACUCGUAUUCUGUUGAAUGAUGCAUUGAAGUCAUUUUACAGAGGGAAUCAGACAUCGAUGAACUGGACCGAAGCCCUUGAGGACGUGUCAAGUGCCCUAAACAGUGGCGGCAUCUCUUCAUUGCUUCAAAUUCAAGUUUUCUCGCGGAAUUCGACAAUUGGAAUGGACCUUGGAAGGGGAAAUACUUCCACAUAUCUCCUCCGGGCCUCAGCGCCAACAUCUGGCAUAGAAUUACCUUACACGUAUCCGAAUGGGACGACCGUGAAGCUAGGGGAUGACUCGGAUCUUGGAUACCCUACCCAGCUUUACCCUAAUAUUACCUACACGACAACUGAUGCGCCAGAUCCUUUAGACCCUUCGGUGAAAAAAGUCAGCGCGUCUGCCUUCAACGAUCUGCCUCUUAACAGCACCUCUGAGCUCCUUCUGGGCCCCAUGCAGGUCAAUAAUACCUAUGCUCUCUUGUCGCUCACGCUACCGAUCACCGAUAAUUCAAACAGGUCGAAUGUACUAGCCUACAUGACAGUUGUUGCAGCAGCCUCGUCUCUUAUCAGCAUUACGCAGUCUCGCGAGGGUCUGGAUAAUACGGGUGUUGUUCUAUUGGUUGGCCCAUCAAGACGAGAGAACUUAUUUAGAUAUGAGCAGCGCCCUUCUAAUGCGAACUAUACCGCAGAUCCUGAUAUCGUUGGGGAUGCGAACGUCCGUUUUGUUCUCCCUCCAUUGCCCUUCUCCGGCCAGCACAAUCGGCAUGCGAAAUAUCUUCAAAAUAUUACCGACUACGGGACUUCCAACUUCAGCAUGAAUAAAUAUUCGGCUGCUGUGGUUGGAUUUACAGAAUGGUAUGACACGGUGAAUAACGCCGGCAGUGAUUUGACGACAAGGAACGAACAGGGUGAGAAGGUGGCGGUGGGGUUCGCAAGACCGCAGAGCGCUCUCGUUUCUUGGCUUCUCAUCGUGGAGCAAAGACACUCUGAAGCCUGGGCUCCAAUCGAACAGCUCAGAACUAUAGUUGCGGCUUGUGUAUUCGGCACAAUAGCGCUUGUUCUGAUCAUAAUCCUUCCCAUGGCCCACUACAGUGUUCGCCCGAUCAGACGGUUGCGAGAUGCUACAGAGAGGUCGAUUGCACCGCCUGGCUAUACUCCCAGAGGAAGUAUGCAGAGUGAAACAGAUGACCGCGAAAUCUUUGUAGAUGGUGUAGGUGAAUUAGAGGCUGGGAACAGUGGCUCAUCACGCUCGAAGAAGACCACGUUUGUGAGAUUACGAAAUUUGGGUUCGAGCGGCCGAAGGAGGACUCUCGUUGAACGCCAAGAGGACGAGAGAAGAAGAGUCUUUAAGAUUCCAGGCAAAGUUCGAGAUCGGAAGCACUGGAUCACCGACGAGCUCACUGAACUGACCACGACAUUCAAUGAAAUGUCCGAUGAGCUCAUGACACAAUAUUCUAGCCUCGAACAAAAAGUUUCUGAACGUACUGAAGAGCUUGAAAUCAGCAAGAGGGCCGCCGAAGCCGCGAAUGAGAGCAAAACACUUUUCAUCGCCAACAUUUCACACGAGUUGAAGACGCCCUUGAACGGGAUUCUCGGCAUGUGCGCGGUAUGCAUGGGUGAAGAAGAUCUUCCCAAGAUCAAACGCAGUCUUGGCAUUGUCUAUAAAUCCGGUGACUUGUUGCUGCAUCUACUCAAUGACCUGUUGCUGUUCAGCAAAAACCAAAUCGGGCAGCAAUUAAGUCUGGAAGAAAAAGAGUUUAGCCUGUCUGAUAUCAAAACCCAGAUACUCACGAUUUUCGCAAAACAGGUUCAAGAGGGUAAAAUCGCUUUCAGUGUCAAAUACCUCGGUACAGAUGCAGAGGCUGACCAAGAACCCACUGAAAAGCCUUGCGGAAUGCCUUUGCCUGCCAUCGGGCCGGGAGGCGUAGGCAGGCUCAAAGACUUGUCCCUUUGGGGUGAUCAACACCGUAUUCUCCAGGUCAUAAUCAAUCUUGUGAGCAACAGUUUGAAGUUCACUCCUCAGGGUGGGAAGGUCGAAGUACGUAUCAAAUGUUUGGGCGAUGUAGAAUCGCUGCCCGAUGUCAGCAGGAACUCGAUGGGAUCUAAACAUGGCUCUCAACGCAACUCAAAACAUCGAUACCGAUCAGAUCAUGGCUCAAACCAACCUUCUGUUGGUACGGCUUUGAUGAUCAAUCCUAUGGACCCGAGACAUACACCACGAUUGCAAACUCAGGAGCGACCACAUACUCCACCACCCCCUGGUGCUCGGACAUUGAUGUUUCAAUUUGAAGUCGAGGAUUCUGGGCCCGGAAUUCCAGAACAGUUAAAGGACCGGGUAUUUGAGCCAUUUGUUCAAGGUGACCUAGGUUUGAGCAAGAAGUACGGCGGGACUGGACUAGGUUUGAGCAUUUGUUCGCAGCUGGCCGGCUUGAUGGGAGGCACAAUUACUCUCGCGGACGCCGAGCCCCAUGGGUCGACAUUCACAUUGAGAAUACCACUCAAACAUACCAGGUCUAGGGCUCCAUCAACUUCGAGUUCAGAUUUCCAUGCGUCGAGACCUGUCAGUCUAGACGGUGGCACUCGAACAAUUUCCAAAACCCCAGUAGAUGCUACUCCGAAUGAGGGCUUCAAAAAAGAUCCUCAGCCUCGUCUUGUUGGUCUGAGUCAACCGUUCUUCGCUUCAGCAUCGCCAACGACCGAAAAAGACCAGAACAGUCAACUUACUGCGCUGUCAAAGACAGCUACAAAAGAGCCCGGGUCGAAGCUUCGGGUGCUUGUAGCAGAGGAUAACUUGAUAAAUAUUGAGAUUGUGCGACGAAUGCUCGCUUUUGAAGACAUCUCCAACGUUGUGGUAGCAAAAGAUGGCCAAGAAGCUUUUGAUCAGGUCAAAGACAGCAUGGCCAAGGGAGAGUAUUUCGAUCUCAUUUUUAUGGAUGUCCAGAUGCCCAACCUCGACGGUCUCCAAAGUACGAGACUGAUUCGUCAGAUGGGAUACUCUGCGCCAAUUGUCGCUCUUACGGCUUUCGCGGAGGAGAGUAAUGUGAAGGAAUGUUACGACUCUGGCAUGAAUAUGUUCCUCAGCAAACCUAUCCGACGACCGGCCUUGAAACAGGUCCUGAGUAAAUUUACAACCAUACCCGAAGAGUCAGAGCAAUCUUCCGUCACGAACAAGAGGAGUGCCGCAUCCUCACUGGCCGAGAAAUCCGGCCCCUCCGACAAGACAGAGACACAAGCUGUGGACGGAAAGCCGCCUCCGCCAUCAAGCUAA
Drepanopeziza brunnea f. sp. 'multigermtubi' MB_m1 is the source of this 5046-nucleotide messenger RNA. RefSeq lists its product as uncharacterized. Gene Ontology annotation, molecular function: histidine phosphotransfer kinase activity; phosphorelay sensor kinase activity. Gene Ontology annotation, cellular component: plasma membrane. Lineage: Eukaryota; Fungi; Ascomycota; Leotiomycetes; Helotiales; Drepanopezizaceae. Gene Ontology annotation, biological process: protein autophosphorylation; phosphorelay signal transduction system. The record is from RefSeq and is a predicted model, not a curated record.